AUGAGUACGAAAGAGAAAGAACGUAAAAUAGAAGCAAAAUAUUCGCCUGGUGCGCAGAGCGAGCGGGUUAGGACCCUGUCAGCAAAAGGCAAGACAAAGUCUGCGAUGUCCAUAGUAAAGAAGGAGAAGCAUCUUUUAACCGAGAAUCGUAGCAAUAGUCUUGAAAAACAAACUGGAGAUGUGGGGUUCGGAUUAUUUGAAGCGGCCAAUGUAAUGUGUAAUAUA
Strongylus vulgaris is the source of this 225-nucleotide messenger RNA. Lineage: Eukaryota; Metazoa; Nematoda; Chromadorea; Rhabditida; Strongylidae. The record is from the annotation of a GenBank genome assembly.